AUGGCUAACUCAUCAUGCCUAUGGGCGAAGACGCGUGAGAAUCUCCCAGCGGAUGUCAAUGAAUGGUUGGCCUCACUCGAACAAGGCAUACAGCCCAUCGCGACCGCGACCAAACAGAUCGACGCGCUCAUUGAACAAACAACAACAAAGCAGAAAGACCUUGAAAAGUCUAACCACAGGUUCACAAAGUAUUUUGAUAAGAUAAUUCAUUGGCUGGAUAAAGUCAAAGGGAUUGGCGAUGUCAUCUCUUCCUUCGACCCCGUGCAUGCAGCUCUUCCAUGGGCUGCUUUUCGAUUCGCCCUACAGGCUAUAUUGUCCGAAAGAGAGCAGGCAGAGAACGUGCUUGAACUCCUCGCCUCGACCCCGCACUUCGCUUUCUCUGGUCGCGUUCUAGAAAUGGUCUAUACGAGAGAGUCUAUGCACACCGGAGAAACAGAGAACGAUGUCAAGCUCAGUCAACAGUGCCUCAAUAGCCUUCAUGAGGAGCUGAUCAAACUCUACUCCGGACUACUGGGUGCUCUUAAGUAUUGUUACUCGAUUUCCAGCAAGCAUAAGAUCCAACGCAAAGCUACAGCGAUAUUUAAUUCAUCCGAGGUGGUGAGCAUCCAUCAGGACUUGGAAGUACAGCACAGAAAGGUCAUAGCCUGCGGAGAGAAUUGCCACAAAAUCCUCAAUCACACCUUAUCGCACAAAUCUCUCGACAUGUUGCAGAAGAUCCAGCCAACUCUCACCGAGCUAGGGGAUCGAGUCCAAAAACUACUAGUUCGCAUGGAUGAGUCCGAACGACGCAAUACACUUGGAGCUAUUUCUUCCAUCCUAUUUCGUGCUCACCAUGACGAGGUCAGUCGAAGACGAACUGUGGGUACUUGUGAGUGGAUAUUGAAGAGGGAGACGUUCAUUCGAUGGGAGGAAAGCGAUUCAUCGGUAACUAUUCUUUACGGCAGUCCUGGGGCCGGCAAAACCUUUCUAGUCUCAAAAGUAGUCGACCAUUCCAUCGAGAGGGCUGAAACGGGUGAAGCUGUCGCCUUUUUCUACUGCAAGAGAGAUGAGGAAAAUCGAAGGAAUCCUCAGGACAUCCUACGCAGCAUUCUUCGUCAACUAUCAAGUCCAGUCAAGAAAAGCGAUUGUGGAAUGAUUCACGUCGCUGUUAAAGAUCUGCCAAACAGGCUCGCACUUGAAGGUACAACAUUUGAUAUAUCUAUAUGUGAAAGCCUGAUUGGGAAGCUUAUCAAACACUAUCCCAGAACUACCAUAAUUCUGGAUGCUCUUGAUGAAUGCGAUAGAAGCACGCGGGAGGAUCUUAUGAGAGUCCUGUCGAAUUUGACGAAUCAAGGCUCCAAGGUUCGUGUCUUCAUCUCCAGUAGACAUGAUGAGGACAUUUUACGCCACUUCAAGGAUACGCCUGUCAUGAUGAUACAAGCAACGGAUAAUGGAGAAGAUAUAUCCUCUUUUGUGGAGAAUAAGCUUUUCGGAGACACCCGUUGGGCCGACAUUGGUCCCAAGUUCCAGGAAGAGGUCAAAUCCGUGUUUCACAAGAAAAGCCAAGGAAUGUUCCAGUGGGCAGCACUACAGGUUGAUCAGAUCCGUCGACUUAGAAUUUGGAGCGAACAGAGUAUGAGGAAGGAACUCCAAAUCUCACCCAUCGGACUGAAGGGAGCGUACGAUGUGGUCUGGAAUCAGAUCCAAGAAAUGUCUCCGUAUGAAGGUCAACUGGCUAAAAGGGCCUUGCAAUGGGCUCUGUGUUCAUUCGAACCAUUAGAGACUUCUGACUUAUUGCUACUGAUGCAGAUUGAACCCAGCUCUGGAAUAAUAGAAGCUGAUACAGCCUUCACGCCGGAGACUAUCCAGAGCAUCUGCGGAAACCUACUUGUCUACGAUCGGAAGUCGAAUGUCUGGCGGUUCUCGCACUUGUCGGCACGAGAAUACAUUGAGACGCAUCAUUUCACCAUGCUUGAAUCGCAUUACCACGCUGCCACAUCUUCUAUCAGGUUCAUCAAGAGAUAUUUGGUCCAAGUGCCACAAAAUACGGAGUACAAUAGAUAUUCUCAACCUCCGCUGUGGGUCGUUCAGCGAACCGGAUCUCGGCUAGGUGAUCCUUCGAAUAAAUUCAGAGUUCAAUGUCGCUACAUAGUUGGGUAUGUAUUGUGGCAUGUCUAUGAAAUAGAUAUGCCUACGUUCAGGUACUCUGAACUCUCAUACCUUUUACGGAAGUUCUUCGAGCCUAUUUCCCAAGGGAGCUCCUCCUUCCAGGCUUGGAAGCGUCACUUAGUUGCAAUGGAGAACUACAGGUGGCGCCUUCGAAGAAAUUGGUCAGGGUUCUCACCUCCUUUGCAAAUAUCAUCAACACCUCUCCAAGUGAUGUCCAUAUACGGACUCUUCGACAUCGUGAGAGACUUGUGGGAGGGAGCGGGGGACGAAGUCAACUUAUUCCCUGAGUUCUCACCCUCUCCUCUUGCCCUAACCAUUAUGUAUAGGCAUGAAUCUAUCUGGCAGUUUUUGAUGCAUGCGAGAGCAGAGAUUAACAAUGGUGCCCAGGGGCCUCUUGAAGCAGCAAUAGAGUGCAACAACAUAAUAGCUUUUGAGGCUAUGCUUAAAGCUGGAGCAGAUGUGAACUAUGUUCAUCCCACUCGUCAGCUUCCAAGGGGCCUGAAGGAUCCUUAUGAAAGGAGGGCGGAUACACCCUUGAAAGCUGCGUUAUGGCAUUUAAGAUCACCAACUCAAAGCUACUUCAUUCAGAGAUUGCUUGAUGAAGGUGCAGACGUCAACCUUAGGACCCGAACUAGAACUACUUUGGAGCUCGCUGUUCAGUUCACCCACGAGGAAGCCGUUAGGAUCCUUCUCGACGCAAAUACAGAAGCAUAUAAUCCGGAUCACCUCCUAAGCCUGGCAGCUCGGAACCGGUUCUUCAAUCUCAUUCCACUAUUCCUGAGUCUUGGUGCCAGUAUCGAAGAGCCGUUGGAAGGGGUCUUACCAUUAGUAUGGGCGUUGAGGAUGUGGAAUCUCUCAGCUGUUCAAUCUUUGUUAGAGGUGUCAGGCACAUCGAUUGACCUGUCCUGUCAACAUCAUAGGGAGGCGAUUUCUUCUAUCCUGGGGAGGCCUGAUGUUAGGAGUAUUCUACGGUCUCUCUCUGAAUCCGACUCUCAUAUCAACUGGAUGGGCUGCGAAACAGACACCCUAAGAAGGGCUUUAAGAUCAUAUCCCAAGUAUGAGUCUGAAAUCCGUGGUCUUGGCUUCAAUGGGUCUGAUUUCGCGCUUCAAUGUAUUGAAGGAACAGCACACCGUCAGCUAAGCUUGGUCCAUACUUUACUCAAUGCUGGAGCAGACGCAUCUGUCAGCGUUGAUAUCAGCUCUGGGAGUACGUUAACUGCAGCUGAUUUUCAUGGUAGAUUGCAUCACGUUCGUGCUCUGCUUGAUCAGGAGACAUCUGACGUCAAACAAGACCAGAGAGAUCUCUUCCGGACUGCCUUGUUCACUUUGAUGAGCGGACACCUAGGUAUGGUGUCUUGGAAAUCUCUCAGUGGCCAGCGGAGGCCUUUCGGUAACAAAUGCCUUUGUCCAAAAUAUCUAGAGGUCCUUCAACUACUGUUCAAUGGAGAUUUGAGCGGUUAUAUCCCUCUCUAUGAAGUCUUAGAUCCAUUGAUUCCACCAGUGUAUGUCAAUGGACAGGACUUUGAAAUUAACAAGCCGAGUCGCUUAUACGUACAAGACUACUUCGGGUGCUUCUCUCGGCUUUGGUUCUCUAUCAUUUGGGAUCUCCAAAAUAGCACAUACCCGCAGCUCCCUCUUGGCUCGCAGCUCCGACAAUGGCAGUUCCCAGGAAUAUUGCCGCUCAGAUGUUGUAUCGUCACAAAGGUGAACGCACUUUGCAGAGAUCGGCCAACGUACUUGAUCAAACUUUCCAUUCGAGGCAGUCGCUCUCAGUUCAUUGUCAGUGCGACACCGCGGGAAGUUCUCAGGUCAUUGAGCCAUGGAUGGGAAGACAGGCGAUGGAAAAGAUACAAGGCUGAAAGAUAUGGUGUCGUGAAGUUUCCAGCCUCGGAUGAUGGGGCUCUAUCAUCUGAUACACAGGCUCCGUCUGCAUGUGGCAGGUUCGAAGUCCGCCUCGCAUUCUGUCACAGAAAUAUAUUUGCUUUGGUUCUCCUUGCGUUGGUGGUUGGAUUGGUUUCCGGCUUCAUUUCUCUACUGUUAUCAGCGACAAACCGUCUUUAG
Messenger RNA from Fusarium proliferatum ET1, 4209 nucleotides. RefSeq lists its product as uncharacterized. The transcript is spliced from 3 exons. Gene Ontology annotation, molecular function: protein binding. The coding region runs from base 1 to 4209 and encodes 1402 amino acids. The record is from RefSeq and is a predicted model, not a curated record. NCBI's taxonomy places the organism in Eukaryota, Fungi, Ascomycota, Sordariomycetes, Hypocreales, Nectriaceae.